Messenger RNA from Lathyrus oleraceus (garden pea), 1074 nucleotides. RefSeq lists its product as uncharacterized. Lineage: Eukaryota; Viridiplantae; Streptophyta; Magnoliopsida; Fabales; Fabaceae. The coding region runs from base 241 to 825 and encodes 194 amino acids. The transcript is spliced from 5 exons. The record is from RefSeq and is a predicted model, not a curated record.
GUUGACCGGUCGACGGGUCAGGCUUUCGGUCCGGUUUAUUCUAAAACACUGCGUGUAUCAACUUCAGCGCUUCAUCAGUGAGCACCAAGGUUUUUCUCUUGUACGUGAUUUAAAAUCCGUAAAGAAGAACAAAACCCGAGAGCACAAGUGUUGUAGCUUCUUUUCACUUGCACUUCCAUUACCUCUUUCUCGUUCGUUUCGGCGAUUCACGGAAUCCAAAGUUUCGUUGAUUGAUCCAUCAUGUUGGCCAAGAGACUAACCUCCUUCCUUAAACUCUCCCCCAAACCUAAAAUUUCCAGUGCCGUGAAGGAUGCGGAUGAAAAACAGGGUAAAUAUUUUGCUCGUAAGGCAGUGUCGUUUGUUUUGAUUACUAUUACUGGUGGUGUUGCUCUGAGUGCUCUCGACGACCUUUCUAUCUAUCAUGGUUGUAGCAGCAAGGCCAUGGAGGAUGCAAGCAAGAACCAGGCAAUAAUAGAUGCCAUUGGAGAACCAAUUGUUAAAGGUUCAUGGUACAAUGCAUCUCUUGCAGUGGCUCACAAGAGGCAAUCCGUGUCUUGCUCGUUUCCCGUUUCUGGACCCCUAGGCUCAGGUGUCUUACAGCUGAAGGCAGUCCGCGAUGGAGAUGACUCUUGGUCUUCUUUUUUUCUUCCUCGAGAUUGGGAAAUUUUAGUCAUGGACGCUCUCCUCCAUGUACCUGGGAACGAGGAGAAGCAUCAGACAUUACGGAUUAAUCUCUCACCCAAGUUGUCUCCUUCUAUUGCUUGCACCGACUGUGUAGCUUGUCCAUCCGAUAGAUCAGAGGCGAAGUUGAGUUCCAAUCAAUAAUAGUAAGCUUAAGUGGCUAUCAAUAUUUCGACUAUAAACACUUGUUUCUGGUUUUAAACAUUUUACAUGAGGCAAAACAAUAGUAUUAUAAUAGUAAGCUUAAGUGGCAAUCUUUCUUUCAACUAUAAACAAUUUUUCUUCUUCUGGUUAUUCUUUGUUUUGGAAGGAAUAAAUUUAAAUGUUUCUUAUGGUGUAAUAUGUCAAAUAAAUGUUGGCUUGAGGGUUGUAAUUUCCCCUUAUUCUGCAGUA